AUGGCUUGGAGAAGGCUUUAUUGGGAUCUCGUAUUUGUGCCGUUGGGAAUUGUGGUGUCAACAGUAUAUCACUGCUGGCUGUUGGUGAUGGUUAAGAAGUGGCCGCAGAGGACCACCAUAGGCGUUGGAAAUUCUGGGCAAAUUAUGUGGGUUGCAGCCAUGUUGAAGGAGAAUGACAAAAAGAAUGUGCUGGCAGUUCAAAGUCUGAGAAACAACAUCAUGGGUUCAUCACUAGUAGCCUCCUCCUCCUUCCUCAUCUGCUGCGGCCUUCUCGCCUUCACAAGCACCAUCUCUGACAAACGAGAACUCGUCCUGACCAAUCUGAACCAGGUUGAGGUCUCGCACAAGUCGGCCGUGCUCAUCCUCGCCUUCAUGGCCGUCUUCUUCUGCCAGACUCUUUCCAUAACUUUCCUGGCCCAACUUUCCCUAGCCAUUAACACCCUCAUACUCCCAGAGACGAAGGUGACACCUGAGCAAUUGUUGACGAUGCUGACAAAGGGUAUUCUCCUGAACACUAUAGCUAAUCGCCUCUUCUUCACGGCAAUGCCGCUGGUGCUUUGGAUCUACAGCCCUGUGCUAGUAUUUGCCUCCACUUGUGGAGUUAUUGCAGUUCUGUACAUGACUGAUAUUGUUCCUAGGAGAAAAGUUGUGACUUAUGAGAAUGAUGAAAAUAAUAGGGAUGUGGUUGUUGCACCAUAA
This is a messenger RNA of Phalaenopsis equestris, 699 nucleotides long. RefSeq lists its product as uncharacterized. The transcript is spliced from 2 exons. The record is from RefSeq and is a predicted model, not a curated record. Bases 1 to 699 code for a protein of 232 amino acids. NCBI's taxonomy places the organism in Eukaryota, Viridiplantae, Streptophyta, Magnoliopsida, Asparagales, Orchidaceae.